UGCCGUUGCCAGGGGCUCGGCGGGCAGCGAUGGUGAAGGAAACUAUCCGGGUGUACGCGCGGGUGAAGCCGCUGGGCAGGCGGCAGCAGGCGGGGAGUUAUUCAGUGGAUGAUGAGGAGGAUCUUCUCUCCAGUCUGGAGAUUACUGUGCCACGUGACUUAGCAGAUGGGUUCGUCAAUAAUAAACGAGAGACCUACAAGUUCAAAUUUCAGAAAAUUUUUGAUCAAGAAGCAAAACAAGAUGUGAUUUUUGACAGCAUUGCCAAACCAGUAGCAGAAUGUGUUUUGGCUGGAUAUAAUGGUACUAUCUUUGCAUAUGGUCAGACAGGCAGUGGCAAAACUUUUACCAUCACAGGAGGAGCAGAACGUUACAGUGAUCGAGGCAUUAUUCCCAGGACUCUAUCUUAUAUUUUUGAUCAACUGCAGAAGGACAGCAGUAAAGUGUAUACAACUCAUGUUUCCUACUUAGAAAUCUACAAUGAAUGUGGUUAUGAUCUGCUGGACCCAAGGCAUGAGGCCUCCAGAUUGGAAGAUUUGCCAAAAGUGACAAUAAUGGAAGACUCUGAUCAAAACAUUCAUCUGAAAAACUUGUCUCUUCAGCAAGCGACCAACGAAGAGGAAGCCUUAAACCUACUCUUCUUGGGAGACACCAACAGAAUGAUUGCUGAGACACCAAUGAAUCAAGCCUCAAGCCGAUCUCACUGCAUUUUCACUGUUCACGUCUCCAGCAAGGAACCUGGAUCUGCAACUAUCAGACGCUCCAAGUUGCACUUAGUAGACCUUGCUGGAUCAGAACGUGUUGCAAAGACUGGAGUUGGAGGUCACUUGCUGACAGAAGCCAAAUAUAUCAACUUGUCAUUACAUUAUUUGGAACAGGUAAUAAUUGCCCUUGCAGAGAAAAACCGGUCCCACAUUCCUUAUCGAAACUCUAUGAUGACUUCAGUGCUAAGAGACAGCCUGGGAGGAAACUGCAUGACUACCAUGAUAGCAACACUCUCUAUAGACAAAAGAAACAUAGAUGAAUCUAUAUCAACCUGCAGAUUUGCACAGCGAGUUGCUCUUAUUAAGAAUGAAGCAGUUCUUAAUGAAGAAAUCGACCCCAGAUUGAUGAUUGUCCAGCUGAAAAAGGAAAUCCAGGAUUUGAAGGAUGAGUUGGAGCUGGUGACUGGCAAGCAAAGAACGUCAGAGCUUUCACAAGAAGAGCUGCUUCAGUUGGAUGAGUUAAUUGAAAUGUUUCUCAAAGAUAAGGAUCCUGAUAGCACACUGGAUGUUGGUGCUGACAUGCGCAAGAUCAAGUAUUGCUUCAUUCAUAUGAAGCAACUGAUGAAUCAUCCCACAAUUUCUGAUAAAAAGCUGCUCUCACAAAACAUCUCUGAAGAAGAAGACAGUAACAAAGAAUCAGGAGAAGAACUGGAAAAACUUAAAGACCUUCUGCAGCAAAGAGACAAUGAAAUCAAUAUUCUGGUAAAUAUGCUAAAAAAAGAAAAAAAGAAAGCACAAGAUGCUCUUUUCCAGCUUAAUGCCAGCUCUGCUUGUUCUACAGUCUUGGAGCAGUCUCUAUCUAUAAACUUGGAAGAUAGGCAGAGCCCAUCUAACUGUUUUAGUCUGAAAGGGGCAAAAGAUUUCAGCUCUUCUGUUCACAGACUACCUUUUCUUUCUAGACAAACAGGAGGAAAGAUGUCACUUGGAUGUCAGGAAGCUUUUGAAGUUUUCAAGCGAGACCAUGCUGACAGUAUAACCAUUGAGGACAACAAACAGCUUCUGAAACAGAGGUUUGCUGAAGUUAAAUGCCUUGGAGAAAAGCUAAAUGAAGUGAGAAGUAAAAUAAACUGUCUGAAGGGAGAGAUAACCCAGAGGCACAUUCAGAGAGCAGCUCUAGCUGUUUCAAGUCCUUCUGAAGAGUUAAAUAUGUUUGAUCCAGUAGAAGAGAAACUUAGAAUGCAAAUUGAAGAAGAAAAAAAAAGUUAUAAAACAAUGUUCAAUCGCUUCAAAGGGCUGAAGGUAGAGAUUGAGCACCUACAGCUUCUUAUGGAAAAAGUAAAGAUGAAGAUGCAAAAAGACUUUGAAGUCUGGUGGUCUGAAGAGGCAAAAAAUUUACAGCAGGAAAAGCCAGAGAUGGUUACAUCACCAAAUACUGUGACUGUUUAUCCCCAGUUUAUCAAAUCCUUGCAGCAUCUAUCAACUAACAGUUUUUCAGAGAUCACAAGAGUCAGCCCUAAUGAAGAUCCACCUGGGAAAAACAAUUCCAUCACUUUUAGUAAUCCGACUUUAAAAACAAGGACCCCACAAAGUUCAAGUACAUCUAUUCCUCUGACUGGAGACAGCCAGGCUGAUGCUGACAUCCUAGCUUUCAUGAAAGCAAGACAGAGGAUCCUGCAAAGGAAAGGCUUGGAGAACAAAUGAAAUUCUUGUCACAGUCCACCAUUUCCUUUUAGAAAAAGUGAAAGACCUUUAUUCUUUCCCUUCCUGUUCUGUUUAGAAACAGGUACAAGUAAGUACUGUAGAUGUACAGGUUUAAUUGUUAAAGGUAUAUAAAUGAUUCGUCUUUGACAGCAAAAUCCAUUUCUCUGGCAAUAGAUUUUUGAGUAUUUGCACUCACUAUCUUCAUCUUGCAUUAAGAUUAUGCAAAACUGAAACAACUAAUCAGGAGUUCGCCAAAUAUGUUUGUUUAUGAGAAUUCAUUGUAUGUUUUCUAAAUGUUAAAAUUAUCUAAUGUGUUAAUGCUAUUCUACAUCUUUAAUCUGGGAAACUUAUUACUACUGAUAGUUUUGUUUGCAUCAAUUUGCAUAAGGCUUUAUUAAUUACAUCUAUUUGCCAUUAAGAGAUAUCUAUUCAAUAAUAGUAGUUAUCCGGGUUAUAAAAUUCUAUAGAAUUUCAUUUGAGGCUUUUUUUCCUCCAAGGAAUAGAAGUUUUCAUAUCAGAUUAUUAGAAUACUGAGAUUGCCUUGUAAUAUAAAAAAAAUGUAUUUUAGAAAGUAAUUUUCGCAACUGUUUUCUUUUUAUUUGAAUGGAUUGUGUUGUGCAAAAUAUAUACCCUCCUAGAAUAUGCAGGUUUCCGAAGAAACAAUUACACUUAAGAGGUUUAAAAUAGAACUGAGCAAACACUUCUAAAACACAAAUGAGAUGUGGAAGUUUAAAUGCAGUUAUAUCUUAUGUAAAAUGUAAGUUCACUAUUGGCUCAGUACUACUUUAUUGGAUAAUAUCUAGGUAUGUAACAACUUAUUUCACACAUCAGACCAAAAUCAAAAAAUGCAAUGCAAAAUACAGUCUAUUUCUCUGAGACAUACUUACUACCAGACUGAAAAUAUAAUUUUCCAUGCUAGUGAUAAUCUUAUAGUCAUGCAUUUGGAAGGAUUUGGGUUGUUUAUAUAAAAAUAAAAGAAUGUAUUGACAGAAGUCACAUAUUCUUAAGGAUGUAUAUUUCUUUAAGUUAUUGAUACUUAAUUCUGUGUCAAAUUCCUAAUUAUACAGAGGUACGUGGUGAAUUGCUAUGUUCAAACCUACAGAAUAUAUACAUUUAUCUACUUAACAACUAAUAUGCAAUCAAUUUAAAAAAAUUAAAGUUAUACCUUUUUUUGCCUUUUAAUUUUCUGUAAAAGUCAGCACAGCUACCACAUAAAUUGGUAAUCUUUAUGCAGGAUUUAGUAUGUACAAGGUGAGAUAAAAGUCAGAUCUACUCUUGCUUUGGAAAGAGGGAGUUCCAGGAUUUGGUCAGAGGUGGAAAAAUGGCUUCUUUGUUGGAGAUUAUAUUAAAAUGUCCCUCUUCCAGAAUUUUUAUCUGUCUUUCUUCUUCUCACUCUGUUAUAUAUAAACACUGCAUUAAAUACACACUGAGUUAUUGUUUAUGCAGCUUCUGAUGAGAGCAGGGCCACUGACCGUGCUACCUGGAGAAGAGCCAGAGGUUCCAAACUGUUGCUGGGUGAAGCAGCUGUCUUUUUUGGUUUCCAGUAGAAUUCCCAUUGUGGUGAAUUUAUAUGAAGAUGGCCAAAAGAAAAUCACUGGUACAAAAACUCCUUCCUUUUGGCAUUGAAGCAUUUCCAAUAGCUUUAAGUAACUGGUUAAGAGGAUACCAGUGCAACCCUGGUAUCUAUGUGAUGCUACUAUUUCUUGAUGAUUCGGUGUUCUGUUCUCAGUUUACCUCACAUCUCACCCACAGAGAGAAAAAAUUCCUUGCUCUUCUGUUUCAAAAUUCUCUAGCCUGUUUUUACACUGUUGUAAAUUUGGUGUGAAAUUCAAUCAUUGUCAACAAAGUAGUCCCUGAUUGGCAAAAUGGUCUCAGAGUAAGACUAUACCAAACACUUAAGAACUUGGACAAAAGUGCAGCCAGUAAUAGAAAACCAUAUAAAUAUAUAAAACCAUAUAUACAAAUACAAAGCUUUCUUACUUCUUUGAAAAAUUUCAUAAUAUCAUAUGGAAAGAAAAGAUUGCUCAUUCAGUAAACAACAGUCUUCAGACAUAAAGCAUUCUCUUUUCAAAGAAAUUGCCUCCACUUUUCAAAAGUUGCCUCUUGGGUUUACAGGAAAUAUCAGGUUGGAAAGGACCUCAGCAGGUCUUUAAUCUCACCUCUUCCUCAAAACAGCAUCAGCUAUGAGAUCAAAUCAAGAUGCUGAGGGCUUUGUUCACUGUGGUCUUGAAAACCUCCAAGGAUGGAGACUGCAUAACCUUUCUAAGCAGUCCAUUUCAGUGUUUGACUGUCCUCAUCAUGAAAACAUUUUCUCUUAUGUCCAGCCUUUUGUCCUAUGCCUUUUGUCCUUCUCCUAUGUCCUUUUUUGCCCAUUGUCUCUCUUCCUCUCACAAGCCACACUGUCAAAAGCCUGGUUCCAGCUUCUUAAUGUCUUUCUCACAGGUGUGAGAAGGCUAUUGGGGCACUUCCCUAAGUCUACUUGGCUUCACGAAAGCAUUUAUUGCUUCAAAAAGUUUAAUUGGCCACAAGUGAACAAAGUUUCUUGUUCUAAUAAUCUCUCUUCAUAUAAUUGCAAGAUUAAUUUGAAAUAACCCAAGUAUUUACCACAUUGAAGAAACAGAGGCCCACAUUUAUACUGGUAUUGACUCCUCCCUAAGCCACAUGUAAAACAGUAUUGCUAAGCAUGGAGAUGUUCAUAUGGUAAAUACCAUUUUUUUUAUUAUCUGCAAUCGGAAUAAAUCUUUUUUUUUUUUUUUUUUGGUGGAGAUUUCUGGAGGAAGUAGCUGUAGAGUACUAGAUAUCAUAUAGAUAUUUCUGGGAUUAAUUGAUACCAGACAUUGUGGAUCAUCUUGUAUUUCAACAUAUUUCCAAUCUUCUACAUGGUUUAUUUCAGAAACAGAUACACAUCCUCUGGUCUCCUACAGCAGUGUAGCUUCUGGAAGAGUCAGGGUGUGACCCAGACUUACAAUAAAGGUCAAAGGCUCUGUUCUCAUUUAUGCUGAGUCUGCCAGGGCUCUAUACACAGUCUGGAAUGGCAUUAGGGAAACCCUUAAGCUAAGAAGCUCUUGGCUUGGGCACUUUACCACUUCCUGGCCACUGCAGCUUUCCAGAGAGCUUCAAAAAGAAAAUUACAUAACCUUAAGUUGAGUUUCUCUUGCUUGGAAGAUGGACAUGCAUAAUUCAAUCUCCCUCUGUCACUCCUACACUUUUUAAGAAAGAGGCUAUGAAAUGGAAUAAUGAGGUUCACCUGUGUAACAGUGUAAGCAUAUAAUGUAAUAUACACUUACCUGGUUUAAUCAAUCACAGGAUGCAAGUAUUUUAUGUCAAUAGUAUGUCAAUAGUAUAAACUGAGAACACUUCAACAUAAUAAAAUGUUAAGAUCUUGUAAA
Molecule: messenger RNA, 5791 nt
Organism: Pipra filicauda (Wire-tailed manakin)
Lineage: Eukaryota; Metazoa; Chordata; Aves; Passeriformes; Pipridae
Gene: KIF6
Product: kinesin family member 6
Exons: 22
Coding region: 30-2402 (790 amino acids)
Biological process (GO): microtubule-based movement
Molecular function (GO): microtubule binding; microtubule motor activity; ATP binding
Source: RefSeq, a predicted model, not a curated record